Molecule: messenger RNA, 1271 nt
Organism: Lineus longissimus
Lineage: Eukaryota; Metazoa; Nemertea; Pilidiophora; Heteronemertea; Lineidae
Product: methionine adenosyltransferase 2 subunit beta-like
Exons: 6
Coding region: 103-1023 (306 amino acids)
Biological process (GO): S-adenosylmethionine biosynthetic process
Cellular component (GO): methionine adenosyltransferase complex
Molecular function (GO): methionine adenosyltransferase regulator activity
Source: RefSeq, a predicted model, not a curated record
UUUCAUUACAUGUUGUGAUCCAAUUUUUGGCCAAUUAUGUUGUGUUGGCUCUAUUUAUACCUCCAUGGUUGGCUGAACACAUGAAGAUACAAUACAUCCAUCAUGGAGGUAUAUAUAAUGGCCAAGUCCAAAGUUAUGAUCACUGGCGCAUCCGGAUUGUUUGGUCGUGCUAUCUCCAGGGAGUUCUCAGGGCACAGCAACUGGGAUGUGUUGGGACUCGCAUUCUCGAGGGCUAGAGAUGGCAUGAAAAAGGUAGACUUGACGAAGCCAGAGGAGGUUCAAGAGGUGAUGCAAAGUUACAAGCCAAAUGUUGUGGUGCACGCUGCUGCUGAGAGGAGACCAGACGCUGUGGAAAAACAAGAAGAAGCGGUCAAGCGUCUCAAUGUUGAUGCCACAACCACUCUUUGUGAAGAAGCCAGUAAAGUUGGAGCAUGGGUCCUGUACAUCAGUACAGAUUAUGUGUUUGACGGAGAGUCACCACCAUACCAAGUUGAUGCAGAAACCAACCCCAUCAACAAGUAUGGAAUAAGCAAACGGAAUGGAGAAAUAGCUGCUCUUGAUGUGUCCAAAGAGAACUGUGUAUUGCGAGUCCCUAUACUGUAUGGUCAGGUGGAGACAUUAAACGAGAGUGCUGUAACCUGUCUAUUUCCACCCGUCAUGGAUACGAGUAAACCAUGCAAGAUGAACGAUUUUGAGAAAAGAUAUCCAGCCUCUGUUGAUGAUUUAGCGGUUGUCAUCCGACAGUUUGCAGAACAAAAAAUGAAGGUUUCAAGUUUAAACGGAAUUUUCCACUACAGCGGCACUGAACAAAAGACAAAAUACGAAAUGGCCUUGGCGAUGGCGGAGAUUUUCAAUAUCACAACAGAACAUAUCAUCGCGGAUAAAGAAUCGGUAUCGGGUGCCAAGAGACCCUAUGAUACUCGUCUAGAUUCAUCGAGACUGGAACUUUUAGGUAUUGGACAAAGGACACCAUUUAAAGAGGCGAUUAAGAAAUGCUUGGAACCAUUCUAUUCGACAAAAUAAGUGGCAAUUAACCCUCACGGUUGAGGCUAAAAUUAAUGAUGUGAUAGUUUAUGAGUCUGGAAUAUCUCGUCAAGCAAAGGGUAAUGAAUGUCCAUCAUUAGAGUCUGUCAAAUGAGACUAUAAAACGGUCCCUUGUACCUGUGUGUUUAUUUCCAGGUCAAAUAAAAGACCCCCACAGGGACUUGCAAACCUGCGGCAAAACGCCAAUACAUACAUAAGUACCAUAAGUCAGAUUGAUUGGUAUAACA